Molecule: messenger RNA, 1774 nt
Organism: Lepisosteus oculatus (spotted gar)
Lineage: Eukaryota; Metazoa; Chordata; Actinopteri; Semionotiformes; Lepisosteidae
Gene: otol1b
Product: otolin 1b
Molecular function (GO): protein binding
Source: RefSeq, a predicted model, not a curated record
UGUGAAUGUGGAUGAUUCUAGUUCGUACAAAGAGCCAUUAGGGGAUGAGGUAAAUUAUAAACAGUUCAUUAAGAAGGUAUUGAAAUGGCGACCUUUUCCUUCCCAUCAGUGUGUCUAGUGGCAAUUGUAAUUAUUGCGCACAUAUCAGCUAAGACGACUCAGUUUCCUAAGUACCUGUACACAAAGAAGCCCUUCCCGGAAGUCCAUCAGACUACCACCACGUUUUCCAGCGGCGUCACGGAUGAGACGACCGACGGCACAGAGACCUCGUCCUCGGCAUCCACGGACAGCACCACCUUCGCCAACAACCCCUUCCAGGGCUUCAAAACUAUCUCCACACCGCCUCCCAGCCUCGAUCACGAGAACUUCACUCUCGACUACAACGAAUGCUUCUUCAAUUUCUGUGAGUGCUGUCCUCCGGAGCAAGGACCAAAAGGACAGAAGGGAGACAGGGGGCUGCCAGGACCUCGUGGAGACAAAGGAGAGCCGGGAUUAAGGGGACUGCCUGGACCAGCAGGCAUUUCUGGGAUCAAAGGGGCCAGAGGAGAAAAAGGGGACAAAGGUGAUCUGGGAGAAAAUGGAAUUAACGGACUUCCUGGGAUUCCAGGGAAACCAGGCGAGAAAGGUGAUAUGGGGUCCAAAGGAGACAAGGGAAACGCUGGUUUUCCGGGGUUCAGAGGUGAAAGAGGGGAGAAAGGGGAUCAGUGUGAGAAUGGCACCAAAGGAGAGAAGGGGGAACCUGGAACUAUGGGCCCAAUGGGGUUUCCGGGGCCGACAGGGGAAAAGGGGCAGAAGGGGGUUUCGGGGGACAAAGGGGAUUGUGGGUCAGGGGGAGAAAAAGGAGAAAGAGGCGAGAAAGGGGACACUGGUCCGAAGGGCCUGAAGGGAGACAAGGGGGAGGCUGGCAUGGACGGUCCCGCUGGUGCCAAUGGGCUGGACGGACAAGAAGGGAAACCUGGUGUCCCAGGAGAGAAAGGCGAACCGGGAGUCAGAGGUUUUCCCGGCCCUCCUGGACCGAAAGGGAACAGUGGACCGAAGGGCGAUCGGGGUCCCCCGGGAAUGAAGGGGGACCGUGGCCCGAGGGGUUUUAAGGGGGCCAGAGGUGACAGCGUGGUAGUGAAACGGUCGGCCUUCAGCGUAGGCUUGUCGCCCAGCAAGUCCUUCCCACCACCUGGCUUUCCAGUCAAAUUCGAUAAGGUCUUCUACAACGAGGAAAACCACUACGACAUCGCCAUUAGUAAAUUCAACUGCAGCAUUGCCGGAGUGUACAUCUUUACCUACCACGUGACUGUGAGGAACAGGCCCCUUAGGAUCGCCCUGGUGGUGAAUGGAACUAGGAAGCUGAGAACCAGGGAUUCUCUGUACGGCCAGGACAUCGACCAGGCGUCUAACUUGAUCCUGUUGAAAUUAUCCCAAGGUGACCAGGUGUGGUUAGAGACACUGCGAGACUGGAAUGGAGCGUAUGCUAGCAGUGAGGAUGACAGCACGUUUUCAGGAUUCCUGCUGUAUGCAGAUAAGGCCUGAUUUUUUAAUCUUGGGAUGUUAUCUGAGAGUGGAAAACGGAAGAAGUAGCCGAUAAUAAAAUAAGAUAUGUCAAAUUAAUUAUUAAUGGAAUAUUCUUAUACUUUAAACAUUUUUUCCUUUAAUUUAAAUUAUAAGAAUCUGAGGUUUUAUGAAAGAAGAAUAACUUUGAAAUGAUAGUAGUGGACAAAGUCUUGGCACCAUUUGUAUGGAGUCUUGGUUGAUUUAAUACGGUACUUAUGUGUCAACAGUA